AUGUCCGGACGUUUUGCCACGUCUUCGGGCGACCAAUGUUAUGAUAACCUUCGAGUCUCGCGAAACGCCUGGGAUACCAACCUUCUCAAGGUCAACCCGAAGCAUAUCGCCGUGAACUGGGAAGCAGGUGGUGGUGGAGCCUUUGCGAUUAUUCCUCUGGAGGAACGCGGCAAGCUCCCGGAGCGCAUUCCUUUGUGCCGAGGUCAUACUGCGGUCGUAUUGGACACCGACUGGAACCCCUUCAAUGACGAUCUGAUUGCCUCAGGCUCUGAUGAUGGAAAGGUUUUCCUCUGGCGGGUUCCAGAGAACUUCACUGUCCGCCCCGAUGCCGAUGCCGAUGACAUCAAGGACCUCGCGCCUAUUGGCAAACUGAGCGGUCACCCUAAGAAGAUCGGCCACGUGCUCUUUAACCCCGCGGCAGAGAACGUGCUCGCAACGGCCUCGGGCGACUACACGGUGAAAAUUUGGGAUAUCGAGGCCGGCGCGCCCAAGCUCACCCUGAACAUCGGCGACAUCGUGCAAUCCCAGUCAUGGAGUGCCAACGGGUCCUUGUUGGUCACCACUUCUCGCGACAAGAAGCUCCGCAUUUGGGAUGUGCGCCAGGAGCGUCCGGCCCACGAAACCAAUGGCCACACUGGUGCCAAGAACAGCCGCGCUGUGUGGUUGGGAGAACGCGACCGCAUUGCGACCACCGGUUUCUCUAAGAUGAGUGACCGUCAGCUGGCCCUCUGGGAUAUCCGUGCCGUGCGUGAACCUAUCAAUGGGUUCAAGACCUUGGAUUCUAUCUCCGGUGUAUGCAUGCCCUUCUGGGAUGACGGCACCAACUGCUUGUAUCUGGCGGGACGAGGUGACGGCAACAUCCGUUACUUCGAGCUCGAGAACGACAAGUUCGAGUUCCUUUCUGAGCACAAGUCUGGCGACCCGCAACGAGGUGUUGCCUUCAUGCCAAAGCGUGGUGUGAACAUGCACGAGAAUGAAGUGGCUCGCGCUUAUAAGACCGUGAACGACUCUUACAUUGAGCCGGUUUCCUUCAUCGUUCCCCGUCGGUCUGAGAACUUCCAGGACGAUAUUUACCCCCCUACCACUGGCCUGGCCCCAGCUAUGUCGUCGUCCGAGUGGCUCAGUGGCAAGGAGGCAAUCCCUCCCAAGAUCUCUAUGGCCAGUCUCUUCGAUGGUGAGGGUCUCAAGGAGGUAUCUGGCGUGGAGGAUAAGCCCACUGGCGCUAUUGAUACCCCCACCCCCAAGGCCGCCGAACCCCCCAAACCCGUCGAGGAGCCCAAGAAGACCCCCGAGCCAGCUGCCCCCAAGGCGGCUCCCGAGCCUGUCCCAGAGCCUGUCCAUAUUGGACGCCCAGCUCCCUCUAUGAAGGAGCAGGGAGCUUCAAUGGCUGCCAUGGUAAACAAGUUCGCCGACGGUGAGGAAGAAGGCAACGUCUCAGAUGAUGAUAACUCCAGUUUCGAGGAGAUUCCUAAGCCAGUUGAGCGCGCCACACGUUCUCCCGUGGCUGAAACUUCUUCACCACGGGUUAGCAGCCCGUUGAGACCUAAGGAGGUUGAGACCAAGUAUCAACCCGCCACUACUAUCUCUACCCCAUCUUCCCCAGCUCCCGAAAUCUCCACUCCCCCAGCUGCCGUUCCUAAGAACGAUAUCGAAGAGAUCAAAAACCUCAUCGCUGAACAGACCAAGACCAUUGCAUCCCAGGCCUUGCAAAUGCAAACGCUGACUGCCGAGAUCGAGGCCUUGAAGAGUAAGAUGAACUAA
Messenger RNA from Penicillium arizonense, 1761 nucleotides. RefSeq names its product coronin. NCBI's taxonomy places the organism in Eukaryota, Fungi, Ascomycota, Eurotiomycetes, Eurotiales, Aspergillaceae. The coding region runs from base 1 to 1761 and encodes 586 amino acids. Gene Ontology annotation, biological process: actin filament organization. The record is from RefSeq and is a predicted model, not a curated record. Gene Ontology annotation, molecular function: actin filament binding. The transcript is spliced from 8 exons.